AUGCGAUAUGCUUUGCUUGUCACUGGCCCUGCUGGUGCAGGAAAAUCGACGUUUUGCACGUCCCUGCUCACUCACCUCCAAGCAUCUAAACGGACUGGCCAUCUCGUGAACUUGGAUCCUGCGGCGGAAUCAGAAAGCUUCGAGUACAAACCGAGCAUCGACAUCCGAGACUUGAUCACGCUCGAGGACGUGAUGGAAGAGCUCGGAUAUGGACCGAAUGGCGGCCUGGUGUACUGCUUCGAGUACCUGCUGCAGAACAUAGAUUGGCUUCAAGAAGAACUUGGAGAAUAUGCAGACGACUACCUCAUUAUUGAUUGCCCUGGACAGAUCGAGCUCUAUACGCACCAUCCGUUCCUUCCUACCCUCUCCCGAGAGUUAUCCCGUCUUGGGCUCAGGACGUGUGCGGUGUACUUGCUUGAAUCUCAGUUUAUGGAAGAUCGGUACAAGUUCUUCGCCGGCGUCUUAUCUGCCAUGUCCGCCAUGGUCAAUCUCGAAAUACCAUUCAUCAAUAUCAUGUCCAAGAUGGACCUAGUCUCCUCAACCUCCGAAGAUCCGGCUAAAGGGAGGAACGGCAUCCGUGCUCGCCGGGAUAUAGCACGGUAUCUCGACCCAGACCCGCUCCUCCUUGCCACCACGUCGGGACGCGAACCCAAUCCCCGCAAUCCGCGUUUCCAUGCGCUGAACCAGGCGAUUGUGCAGCUUAUUGAGGACCAUCCCCUGGUGUCUUUCUUACCGCUGGACCUCAGUUCGACAGACUCGCUAGAGACUGUACUCAGUCACAUCGACUACACUAUGCAGUAUGGUGAGGACGAGGAACCCAAAGAACCUCGGGAUCUUGAUGAAGGAGACUUCGCCGAGAUUUAACACGACCCUCGCCGUUCAGUGGUGGCGAGACAGGUAUGGCUAAUGUCCAUCCUGAACCACUAGGCGCCCGCGGAACAACAUAGGUUACAGCCCCUGUCUCCAUCCUUGGGCCAAGUCUAGCGUGAUCCGGCCCGAGUACUCAAGAGCCGGAUAUGGAUCAUGACUGGCAAACAGGUGCUCGCAACUUCGCCGCUCAGUCAGAGAUCUCCCUUCGAUCCCGCUCUAUGGCCCGGUGGCAUAGAUGUUUCGUGUCGUACUUUAAGGAAGCUACACCUUUUUAGAGCUGAUUGAUAGUACCAGCAAC
Messenger RNA from Punctularia strigosozonata HHB-11173 SS5, 1168 nucleotides. RefSeq lists its product as uncharacterized. The coding region runs from base 1 to 864 and encodes 287 amino acids. Gene Ontology annotation, molecular function: GTPase activity. NCBI's taxonomy places the organism in Eukaryota, Fungi, Basidiomycota, Agaricomycetes, Corticiales, Punctulariaceae. The record is from RefSeq and is a predicted model, not a curated record. The transcript is spliced from 5 exons.